CGUAACGCGCGUAGCCCGGCCGCAGUUCCCCUUCCUGGAUCCGUCCCCAGAACUCGCGGCCGUCAGCCCCCUCCGCCGCGCAGUCAUGGCCGGGUCCUUCUCUCUGGCCGACUGUGAAGUGUUCGCCUUCGACCUCGACCACACGCUGUGCCGCUACCACCUGGUGGAAAGCAGCCGGCUCAUAUAUGACAGCUUUGCUCAGUACUUGAUAACAGAAAAAGGAUAUGAUAAAGAACUGCUGAAUGUGCCAUCAGAGAGCUGGGAUUUCUGCUGCAAAGGCAUCAUUCUGGAUAUGGAAGAUGGGAACUUCCUUAAGCUUGCAUGUGAUGGAACUGUGUUAAGGGCAAGUCAUGGUACAAAACACAUGACCUCUGAAGAGAUCCUAGAGAAAUAUGGAAGAAGAGAGUGGAGAUAUUUUAAGACCAUGAGUGGAAUGGUUUCUCGUUCAGCUAAGUAUUACGUCUAUGACAAUUACUUUGACCUGCCAGGAGCUCUUCUUUGUGCAAGGAUUGUGGAUACUUUAAACCAACACAAUGCGAACCAGAAAUAUGAUUUUUGGAAAGAUAUAGUUGCUGCCAUACAACAUAACUAUAAAACUUCAGCUUUUAAAGAAAACUGUGGAACAUACUUUCCAGAAGUGAAAAGAAAUCCAGAGAAAUAUAUACAAAGUUGUCCUGAUUCUGUUAAAAAGUGGCUAAGAAAAUUGAAAGACAGCGGGAAGAUUCUCCUAUUAAUUACCAGCUCUCACAGUGACUACUGCAGGCUCUUAUGUGAGCACAUAUUAGGGAAUGACUUUGCAGAACUUUUUGACAUUGUGAUCACAAAUGCCUUGAAACCUGGUUUCUUCUCUCAGCCACCAAAUCAGAGACCUUUCCGAACACUGGAGAAUGAUGACGAGCAAGAGGCCCUUCUAUCCUUGGACAAACCUGGUUGGUACUCCCAAGGUAACAUAAGUCAUUUGAACGAGCUGCUGAAGAAGAUGACUGACAAGUUAGAACCAAAGGUUGUUUACUUUGGAGACAGCAUGCACUCAGACAUUUUCUCUGCCCAUCAUUAUAGCAACUGGGAGACUGUGCUCAUCUUAGAGGAACUGAGAGGGGAUCCCAUUAUGACACCUUCAGAGGCAGAGGCUGAGCCCUUAGAAAAAAAGGGAAAGUAUGAGGGAUAUCAUCCAAAAUCUCUUCACGCCAUUUCUAAACAAUGGGGUUCUUUCUUUGUGGAUACCAUUUCAUCAGCAGAAGAUGCAGCAGGAACCAUACUCAAAACAUGGUCUUGCAAUUGUGUUAAUGCUUAUAGUACCAUCGCCAUUCCCAGUAUUGAAUCAAUAGCAGAUUUACCCUUGGAUUAUAAAUUCCCCAGAUUUUCUUCAAAAAACUCAGUAACUGCUGGGUAUUUCCCCAAACCUCCAAGAUCAUUAGCUAUUCUUCAGCCAAUGGAUACCAAAUAGGUCAUCUUUAAAGGAAAUAAAAGUUAUGUUGCUUUUAUUGUUUGAAUGAUAUUGGAUGCUAAUUGAGAAAUAUACUUUGCUACCUAACAUCAAAAGAUGAAUGUAAAAACAGCAAAAAAAACCUACACAAAAGACUUGCUUUUUUUGUUUUUUACAGCAUGAAUCGAACAGAUAAUAAUGGAUGUUUGUUUUCCCAUCUUGCUUCUUGAGAAUUGCUACAGAUUUUCCAGUUCAUUGUAUAAAUAUUUUGACAGUAUUAGUGUAGUUACAUUGCAGGAUUGCCAAGUCAUUUCCUAUGGUGGGGAAGGAAGCAUGCGUCCCAGGGUUUCACAGCACACCUUCAGUAAUGUAUAAUGCAAGGGUUUAUUUAGCACAUUCAGUUUCAUGUACAUGACAGUACAAUUUGUGUUUUGUCCCCCUUAAAAAUGAAAAGGAAAAUUGCAUGUGAGACCAUUAUAUAUACAUCUUGAGGUUCAUAGUAAAUGGGGAAAGGCUUACUUAUUUUACAACAGGAAGGAACUCAGUGGACCAAUCAGUGGACCAAACUGAGCUAGAGUUUUACAAUAGGUUAACAUUCAGGGCUCUGAUUUUUAAUCCCAUUGAUUGAAAUCAAAGUUAAAUUAUAGUAUUUUAACCUCAGAAAGUGAUUAGGAAAACAUUACUGAGUGUACCUACUUUAAAACACUUAUAAAAUCCAUCCUGACAGAUUUCUCUAGAUAAAUCCUGAAUUGACAACAAAGCACUUGAUAGUUAAAAACAAGAAAUCAGUUUGUCUGAUACCACACUUUGUCCUGAUCUAUAAGCCAAUUUCAUUGCCUGUCCCAAAAGACUUGUCUGAAUCACCUACAUGAUCAUCUUACCAACAUGAUUCCCCCCUACCCCUAACUUCUUGUUUUGACAGGAACCUGAACAAUUAUUUAACGGCAUGGUCGAGGCUCAUUACUUUGACUGAAUCCAAAGACUAGAUGAGGGUUCUUGGAUUGGAGAAUGGUUAAAAUGAAAACUUUUCAGAGGGAUCAGACCUCUUUCAAGGACUGUAUGGAGCCAAAAUCUUAUUUAAACUUACUUGAGAACAAGUCUCAUAGCAUGAAGGCAAACUUCUGAGUAAUAAUGAAUACGGUUUGGCUGAAAGUCGAUGUGUAUGUUCACAAAUGGUUUUUGCAGCUGUAGAAACCUUGAUAUGCCAAAUUGUAAACAACCUGUCUUAUAUGUGGUCUUUUCCCUAAGAAAGGAUGAUGUGUUGUAACAAUGAAUAAUUAAAAUUUAAGCAUCUGGUUGCAUAAACUUGAAAACAGUUUCAAAUUUUUCAGUCUGCUUUGACAAG
This is a messenger RNA of Eublepharis macularius, 2771 nucleotides long. RefSeq names its product 5'-nucleotidase domain containing 1 (gene NT5DC1). The record is from RefSeq and is a predicted model, not a curated record. NCBI's taxonomy places the organism in Eukaryota, Metazoa, Chordata, Lepidosauria, Squamata, Eublepharidae. Gene Ontology annotation, molecular function: 5'-nucleotidase activity. The coding region runs from base 86 to 1447 and encodes 453 amino acids. The transcript is spliced from 12 exons.